Myzus persicae (green peach aphid) is the source of this 1887-nucleotide messenger RNA. RefSeq names its product cyclic nucleotide-gated cation channel beta-1-like. Bases 196 to 1551 code for a protein of 451 amino acids. The record is from RefSeq and is a predicted model, not a curated record. The transcript has a single exon. Lineage: Eukaryota; Metazoa; Arthropoda; Insecta; Hemiptera; Aphididae.
ACACGUUCAACACCGUUCGGGACAGUUAAUAUCGGAAUAAUCGUUCGAAAACGUUUAUCAGCUGUUAUCGAUCACAAUUCAGUCGUCGUUUUCAUCAUCAUCAUCAUCGUCGUCGUUGUCGAUCGUUUGCAUUCACUCGUUUCGCGCACAAUUUGACAGACGCUACAUUGGUCAGCGCGCUUAGCGAUCAUUGCAAUGUUGGCUCUACGGUGUGCCGCGAUGAUCGUCGCCGUGUGGCCGCUCCUCGCCGUCACAUCCGUGUCGGUGGUGGCCCGUCAAAAGCGACAGCUGCAGAACUCGUACCUGGGCCUGGGUUCCAACGUGGAAAUACUUCCGGUUGGUGACACGUCUGGAGUGAGUAGCUCGUACAGUGUAGUGGAAACGUCAAAGGUACCCCGCAGAGAGUAUAACUCGUAUAGAUCAAGGAAUGCGCACCGGGAUUCAGAACCAGAACACUCCGAGUACCGGGCGUAUAAUAAGCACCCGUCAACUAGGGGCGGACUUCAUGCUGGAGAAGUACCGGGACCAAAACCAUUCAGGUUCCCCGAAGAACGGCGGCAGACGAAACCACCUGCGACUGAUGCCGAGGACCGGGACGAAGACUUGGACUCGAUACUGGUGCCCGAUCACCGUCGGACGGACUUGACGCCUGCUAACCGAAAGAAAUAUAAGCCUAAGAAGCCACAAACCGAGGACGUGGACGAGGAGUCAUUGGAGGAAUCGAAAUCGGCACCCAGGAACGCCAAAGAGCCGAAACCGGCGCCCAGAAACAUUAAGGAAAUCGUCGAAGAGCGGCCGGCUGAAAGCAAGAUAUCCAGUGACCUGAAAGACGAAGGUAGCCGGUACAUAGGCCACGGCGGUGGCGGUUACGGAGGUGGCAGUGAAUACGACAAGGAGAAGCAUUACGACAAGGAGCAGGGCCAGAAGUUCUUGGAGGGCCACAAGUCAGAGGAGGGUGAAAAGGCGGAAAAGGCUUUCAAGAAGGAGGAAGCCUACGACAAAGGUGAGAAAGAAGAUUACGGCAGCGAUGAGAAGCACUCGCAGGUGGCCGAGAAGGCGGGCGAGAAGAAGGGUCAUGUGGACCAGGCACAGCAUUUUGGUGAGGCAUACCACGGAAACCACGGCGAAAAGGGAAUCUCGGUGGUGAAAAAGGGCGGCCACAAGAAGGGCAAGAAAACGUCCGGAUUCCACAAGGUGCACCACAAGGACGAGUACAAGAAGGACGAAGUGUUCUACGACGAGUCGCACGACGGUGGAGAGCACGAAGAACACAAGCAUGAAAGUGAGAAGCACGCCAAGGAGAAGGGCGGAAACGAGAAGAAGGGUCACUCUGAUACCGGCUAUCACGAAAGCCACGGUACGAAGAAAGCGGAGAGCGAUCACGGCAAGAAGUACGAACAGGCCAAGGGCCACAAGUCCGAGGCCGGUGAGCAGGCUCACCACGGCCAACAGUCUGAAUACGCCAAGAAGGGUGGUGUCAAGGAGGGUGAGAAGUACGGGCACGCAGAUGCUGGCGGUGGUGGUUACUUCGAAAAGGGUGGAUACUUUUGACCGGUGACGCUUGAAUCCGGCGGCGGCGGCGGUGUGUAAGCACCGUGAAGACUUCUUUUUACAAGUUCGAUGACGUUUUUCGGUGUGACACAUGGACAUUCAUAGGCGUUAUAUAAGUUAUCGUCCAUUGCAAGGUUAUACCAACAAAGUAUGUCUAGUUCUCAAGUGUAUUUAAUUUAAUUUUUUUUUUACUAUUAUUAUUUAGAGGUACUUGUUUUAUCUGCAAUAUUGUUGUGUUUUCUAUAAUUUGUAAGGUUUUUCAUGAUAGUUUUCAUUUUUAAGUGUUAUGAGUUAUGGCUUGUGUCAUAAUAAAAAUAUUGUUUAUUUUUAUUGAGU